Messenger RNA from Nematolebias whitei (Rio pearlfish), 1874 nucleotides. Its product is annotated as serine hydroxymethyltransferase, cytosolic. The record is from RefSeq and is a predicted model, not a curated record. NCBI's taxonomy places the organism in Eukaryota, Metazoa, Chordata, Actinopteri, Cyprinodontiformes, Rivulidae. Gene Ontology annotation, molecular function: cobalt ion binding; mRNA regulatory element binding translation repressor activity; glycine hydroxymethyltransferase activity. The transcript has 12 exons. The coding region runs from base 136 to 1584 and encodes 482 amino acids. Gene Ontology annotation, cellular component: cytoplasm; nucleus; cytosol. Gene Ontology annotation, biological process: protein homotetramerization; purine nucleobase biosynthetic process; folic acid metabolic process.
UGGAAAGUUUGGCGGACUUUGGUCUGCUGUAUCGAUCAAUCUGUGCUUGUGGGUUGAUUUCAGUUCUGUUUAACACUUACAGCAGUCUUUUGUUCGUCGUCUGAUUUCCAUUUUGUGUGAGCAAAAACAAGAACCAUGUCUCUGACAAAUGGCCACAGUGUGAGUAAAGAAGCAUGGGACUCUCACAACAAGAUGAUGCUGGAGCCUCUGGCCAUCAGUGACUCAGAGGUGUUUUCCAUCAUUAAAAAGGAGAAGCACAGGCAAACAUAUGGUCUAGAGCUGAUAGCAUCUGAGAACUUUGCCAGCAGGGCUGUUCUUGAGGCUCUUGGUUCUUGCAUGAACAACAAGUACUCCGAGGGGUAUCCUGGCCAAAGGUACUAUGGUGGUACAGAACAUAUUGAUGAGCUGGAGAGACUCUGUCAGAAGAGGGCACUGGAGGCCUUUGGUCUGGAUUCUGAGAAAUGGGGUGUAAAUGUGCAGCCAUACUCGGGAUCUCCGGCUAAUUUUGCCGUCUACACGGCUGUCGUGGAGCCACAUGGCAGGAUCAUGGGACUGGACCUUCCUGAUGGGGGUCACCUGACACACGGCUUUAUGACUGAGAAGAAAAAAAUCUCUGCAACGUCCAUCUUCUUUGAAUCCAUGCCUUACAAGGUGAAUCCUGAAACUGGUUACAUUGAUUAUGACAGACUGCAAGAAAAUGCUAAACUGUUCCACCCCAAGCUCAUCAUUGCAGGAGUAAGCUGUUAUUCUCGCAACCUCGACUACGCCCGCUUGAAGCAGAUUGCUGCUGAGAAUGGUGCAUAUCUAAUGGGAGACAUGGCUCACAUCAGUGGGUUGGUGGCUGCUGGAGUGGUGCCCUCGCCCUUUGAGCAUUGUGACAUUGUUUCCACGACGACUCACAAGACGCUGCGUGGCUGUCGUGCAGGAGUAAUUUUUUAUAGGAAAGGUGUAAGGAGUGUGGAUGCCAAAGGAAAGGAGACGCUGUACAACUUGGAGUCUUUAAUCAACCAGGCUGUGUUUCCAGGGCUGCAGGGUGGACCCCACAAUCAUGCUAUUGCAGGUGUUGCUGUGGCUCUUAAACAAGCCAUGACACCAGAGUUCAAGGCCUACCAGUCACAGGUUCUUGAGAACUGCAAAGCUCUGUCCAGUUCCCUCAUGGAUCUCGGUUACAAGAUUGUCACUGGAGGUUCUGACAACCAUCUAAUCCUGCUGGACCUGCGGAACAAAGGAACUGACGGAGGACGAGCUGAGAAGGUUCUGGAGGCCUGUGCCAUUGCUUGUAACAAGAACACCUGUCCAGGGGAUAAAAGUGCUUUGCGUCCCAGUGGUCUGAGGUUUGGUUCUCCAGCUUUGACCUCCAGAGGCUUGGUGCAGGAAGACUUUAAGAAAGUGGCUCACUUCAUUCACAGAGGUAUAGAGCUGACUCUGGAGGUGCAGAGAAGUCUGGAUCCUAAGGCCACUCUGAAGGAGUUCAUCCAGGCGGUGGCUCAGGGAGACCAGUUCCAGCAGCAGGUGGCUGAGAUCAGGGCUGAGGUUGAGGCCUUUGCUGGUCAGUUCCCCAUGCCGGGUCAGCCCGAGCUGUAGAGGGCAGCACUUCAAACAGAAAACAGCUUGAAGAGAUGAUUCUACAAAACAAACAUCACUGAUGGCAUCAGCUUUACGUGUCAAAUCUAGACACUUUCUGGUGAUUUUAAAGCAUUCUUGUCUAAACACAUUUUCACUUGAUACAGAUUUUUCCAAAUGGAAAAAAAAUCCGAGCUCAAAUUCAUUAAUUUGCUUUAGACUUUCAAUUAUUGGUAUUGUUACAAAACUUUAUUAACUUUUGCCCUCUGACUUCAGUCUUUGAUGUUACAAUGAAAGCAUUGGCUUGCUUA